Messenger RNA from Acinonyx jubatus (cheetah), 6308 nucleotides. It is a transcript of the gene ZNF333, whose product is annotated as zinc finger protein 333. Gene Ontology annotation, biological process: regulation of transcription by RNA polymerase II. The record is from RefSeq and is a predicted model, not a curated record. Gene Ontology annotation, molecular function: RNA polymerase II cis-regulatory region sequence-specific DNA binding; DNA-binding transcription factor activity, RNA polymerase II-specific. The coding region runs from base 2206 to 4104 and encodes 632 amino acids. NCBI's taxonomy places the organism in Eukaryota, Metazoa, Chordata, Mammalia, Carnivora, Felidae. Gene Ontology annotation, cellular component: nucleus. The transcript is spliced from 10 exons.
CCUUCCUUCCUUCCUUCCUUCCUUUGAAAAGAGCUUUUAAUUUGCCUGUGAGCAUUCACUGCGAGAUGAGGGUAUCUUAAGAAAAGCUAUUUCCCAGUUAUGUCGCAAGUCUUAUUACCAUCAAGGAAAAGUAAGAUUACUCACUUCUUUUCACGGCACCUCCCACCCAAGUUACCCCAAGCCUAUGAAUGAAUAACCACAAGGCUCAAAGACGCGGGAUUCUUGGAAAGAGAUGAGGUAGCUUUGUUAGUACUGAGAAUUGAAAUUAAGUGGGCCAUAAAUGGGGUGUCUUUUUGAAAUUUUAGGGUUAAAACUAACUUUCGAGACGUGAGGAAAAAAAUUAAUUUUGGAAGAAAAUUGGACAUCGGAUUUCAAUUUUACAGGAGAGGUGUUUGUUUUCAAAAAGAGCACAGGUCCUGCCUUGCCUUUCUGGAAAGACUUAACAUUGUUUCUCAAAGGCAUCUGAAAACUAGUGUUGGUUUAUGUUAUGUGAACAGGCAUCUUAAGUCAUUUUUAUGUUGGAUUUUGUGGUGUUCUGUCGUUGUUCUGUGUGUCCGUGCAGGUGCAUGCCUUCUUAGGCUAGCCAUGCCGCAUUGUUCUUGGGGAGUGUGGAUUGUUUGGCACCUUUCCUUUGGGGUGCCCUCUGUGAACCGGGAGAAACAAAGUGACUGAAGUAGAUACAGUACUUGCCCCUGUGGGCAAGUUUCUACUGUAAUUAUCUACUUUAUUCUCCUUUAAAUUAAUCAUGAGCUGGGUGCUAUGGAAACGUGGAGCGGGAGAAAUUGGGGAGGAGGUCAGGAAAAAUAUCUUACAAGGCACAAAUGUUUGAAUCCCCCCCCCCACCCCACCCCCCCCCCGCCGGCCCCCAUGAGCUAGCUGCAUGUAGCUAGACAAGGGGUCGGCUGUAGGAGUGGGGAGGAGAUUUGAGAGAACAUUCCAGAUACACAGUUCCUUAGGCAGGACUCGGCCUGGUGUGUUCCAGGAGCUGAGAAAAGACAGGGACAGCCGAGGUAGAGGAAACAAAGUGUGGAAUGGUGGAGUCCGGUCGGAGAGGAGAGCAGGCCCUGAAGGCCAUGGUCAAAUAUGACCCAGUGCUGGUUUCCAUAAAAAACGUUUUAUUGGAACACAUUUGUUGCUGUGUGGUCUAUGGCUGCUCUUGUCCUAUGACCACAGUCCAGUAGCUGCUUUAGAGGCCAUUUGGCCCACAGCUGCCUAGAUAUUUACUGCCUGGACUUUUUAAGAAAACGUUUGCCAGCCCCUAGUACAUAAAGUACUUAGUAUGCAUCAAGUGCUGUGGUGGUGGCAGGAGUUGGAGUCCCGAAAAAAAGUGGACCCAGGUUCGUACUUUGGGAAUGUAUGUGGUAGCUGGAGAGGAAGAGGCAGAAUCACCUAAACAAGUAAAUUAAAAAUCACAACUUGAUCACAGCCGUGGAAGAAAAGUAGAGUCUGUUGGAGGUAUUUUGAGGGAAUGUAACGAGAGGAGAAACAAUCCUUUUUUAAAAAAUGUUUACUUAUUUAUCUUGAGAGAGACAGAGAAUGAGCACAAGCAGGGGAGGAGCAGAGAGAGAGAGAGAGAGGGAGAGAAUCCCAAGCAGGCUCCACACUGUCAGUGAAGAGCGCUGGACGUGGGGCUCGAUCUCGCCCUGAGAUCAUGACCUGAGCCGAAGUCAAGGGUUGGAUGUUUAACCGACUGAGCCACCGAGGUGCCCCUAAUCCUUUUAUUAAUUUUUUUUUAAUGUUUAUUCAUUUUUGAAAGAGAGAGACAGAGCACAAGCAGGGGUGGGGUGGAGAGAGAGGGGGAGACAGAAUCCGAAGCAGGCUCCAGGCUCAGAGCUGUCAACACAGAGCCCGAUGCAGGGCUCAAACUCACGAACUGCGAGAUCACAACCCGAGCCGAAGUCGGACGCUCAACCGACUGAGCCACCCAGGCGCCCCUUUAAUCCUUUUAUUAGAUGAGAGGAACCACCAGAAAUGAUCAGGGGCUGUGGUCUGGAAGGUGGGUCGGGGCCCAGUAUGUUGCUUAUUGGGGAAGAUUCCGUGUAAGGGUUUUGCUGGGCCUCCCUGCUGGAGACCCACGGAAGUGGGAGCACCUGGGCUAAACCCCUGUUCACUGCCCUGCUUCCACCCUGACCCCUUUCUCUUACCUUGGUUUCUUUUAUUGCAGGGAGGACACCUAAUGAGACCUUAAAUCCUGGCACUGGUGUCAUGGAGUCAGUCACCUUUGAGGAUGUGGCGGUGGGGCUCCUCCGGGAGUGGGCAUUACUGGACGGUGCGCGGACGAACCUGUGCCGAUACGUGAUACUGGACAAGUGCAGGACUCUGGCCCCCAAGGACUGGGACUCUCGACUCAAAUCCCAAGCGUCUCCUCCUGUGCAGGAUAUUUUGGAGGGAAAUUCAUCCCCGGGUUUGCACAUGGGGCCGGGGCCAGACCUGAGGAUGCACAUCAGGCCCACAAUUGGAGACAGAGAGACACCUUUGAUUCCAGAGGACCGGCUAUCUCUCUGGCUGUCACCUUGGUCUUCUGGAUACGUAGGGCGGAAGGCGGCCGCGCAGAUUCAGAGGGUGGCUGUGCCGGUGCCUGCACUGAGUCUCCCUGAGCUGAGGAUGGCUGGGGAUUCUGCUCUGCUUGCCCAGGACCCCGCCUGGCUCCGGAAGGAGAACACAGAGGGGGAGUCUGUGGCUCCUGGGAUGCUGCUCAGCUGUCCGCAGGAACCAGUCACCUUCGAGGAUGUGGCUGUGUUGUUCACUCCGGAAGAAUGGAUGUUUCUAGACUCUGCCCAGAGAAGCCUGUACAGAGACGUGAUGCUGGAGAACUAUAGGAACCUGGCCUCUGUGGGAGAUCAGCUCGGCAAAUUCAGUUCGUUUUCCCAUUUGGAGCAAGGAGAAGAGUGGUGGCCGACGGAGAGAAGAGUCUUCCCGGGAAGCUGCCCAGAACCUUCGCUUCCACCCCAAGGUUCAAUUCCUAACCAAGAUAUUUUUGCAGAGAUUUCCGUUGGCAUGGAAAGGGGGCGGCCUCAGACGGGAGAAAACCUCUACGAGCCUAGUGAACUCGGAAAACCCUCGCCCGGCGUCCGACCGCUUUUUCAGUACCAGAGCAUUCGUGCUGGAGGCGACCCCUGCGAAUGCCCAGAGAGCGGAAGAUCCUUCUUCCAGCCCGCUCGGCUCCUCGCGCCUGAGAAGAUCCGCCGUGGGGACAGAACCUUCGCGUGUCGCCAGUGUGAGAAGUCCUUCAGAUACAGCUCCGACCUGAUCAGACACGAGAAGACCCACACCGCAGAGAAGUGCUUUGAGUGUCAGGAGUGUCGGCAGACCUUCAAGUACUCCUCGAAUCUGCGGCGUCACCUGAGGACUCACACCGGAGAGAAGCCCUUCGAAUGUGCCCAGUGUGGGAAAACCUUCACCAGGAACUUCAACCUGAUUUUGCACCAGAGAAACCACACGGGCGAGAAGCCCUACGCAUGUAAGGACUGUGGGAAAGCCUUCAACCAGCCGUCCUCCCUGCGGAGCCACGUGAGGACUCACACUGGCGAGAAGCCCUUCGGGUGCAGUCAGUGUGGGAAAGCCUUCAGGGAGCACUCGUCGCUGAAGACGCACCUGCGAACGCACACCCGGGAGAAGCCGUACGAAUGCAGCCAGUGCGGGAAGCCCUUCCGGACGAGCACGCACCUGAACGUGCACAAGAGGAUACACACCGGGGAGAAGCUGUACGAGUGCGCUACGUGCGGCCAGGUGCUGAGUCGCCUCUCGACCCUCAAGAGUCACAUGCGAACCCACACCGGAGAGAAGCCCUACGCGUGCCAGGAGUGCGGGCGCGCCUUCAGCGAACCUUCGUCCCUCCGGAAGCACGCGAGGACCCACACGGGCAAGAAGCCCUACGCGUGUCAGGAGUGCGGGCGCGCCUUUGGUCAGUCUUCACACCUUAUCGUGCACGUGAGGACCCACACCGCAGGGAGGCCCUACGCGUGCAGUCAGUGUGAGAAGGCCUUCAGGCACAGCUCUUCGCUCGCCGUGCAUAAAAGGGUUCAUGCCGGGAGAGAAAGCACUAAGAGCGGUGGCCUGCCUCUAUCAGUGUCCCAGCCGUAUGUCGGGCCCCUUGCUGAUUAAUGUUCGACUUUUAUUUUUUUAAUUUAAUUUUUUAAUUAUCUGAGAGAGAGAGAGAGAGAAUGCAUGUGCAUGGGGGAGGAGCAGAGAGAGAGAAUCUUUUUUUUUUUUUUUGGUAUUUAUUUAUUUUUGAGGGAGAGAGAGACAGAGUGUAAGUGGAGGAGGGGCAGAGAGAGACACACACACACAAUCCAAAGCAGGCUCCGGGCUCCGAGCUGUGAGCACAGAGCCCGACGCGGGGCUCGAACCCACGAGACGUGAGAUCACCACCUGAGCCGAAAUCGGUCGCUUAACCGACUGAGCCACCCGGGCACUCUGGGAGAGAGAGAAUCUCACGCGGGUGUGGAGCCCGAUGCGGGACACGAUCCCACAACCCCGGGAUCAUGACCUGAGCCGUAAACCAAGAGUCGGACGCUCAACCGACUGAGCCACCCAGGCGCCCUCCAAGUUUUCUAAAAGUAUAAACGUUCCAGGCUGUCAUCCUCUCUCGUGGCACUCGUUUGGCCACAUUCCAUGUUUUGAUGUGUAAUAUUUUCAUCUUGGUUGAAAUCUAAGUAUUGUCUUAGUUUCUGUUACCACUUAUUCUUUGGCCCGUGAGUGAUCUGUAAUUAGAUUUUAAAACCAUGGGAUGUGGAUAUAUUUUUCUAGAGGUAUAAUUACUCCUAGCGAAAUGCAUAAACCUUAAGUGUAUAGCUGGAGGAGUCUGACAGGUUCGUACGUAUGUUCAUGUCACCAACCCGCCAUUCAAGGUAUACAACAUUUCUGUCAUUCCGGAAAGUUCCUGCAUGUGUAUGGGUGUUUUUUUGUUUUUUUUUUUUUUUUUUUUUAGUUGCCUUUUUGUUGUUGGUUUUUAAUUUAAUUACAUUGUGAGCAGAAAAUGUGGUCUUUAUGUUAUUGAAUAUUGGGUAUCUGUUUUGUUUAUAACGUGGCAUAUCCUGCUAGUUGCCUAUCAAAAUUGCCCCUUGUUCCUUAAAAAACAACUUAGGUUUCUCUUGUUCAGGUUGGUACGAUGCGCUCUUGAAAAACCCCGUACCUCCCAGCCUCCUCCUUGCAGCUAGGGGACGCCACGGCCCUCCCCCCAGUCCCGGCCAUUCUAAGUAUGAGAAGUCAUUGGGUGUGAUUCCGGGGAAGGAUGUUGCAAAGGAACAUUUAGCCAGAUCCCUCCACUUCUUGGCCUUUGUACAAACAGACAUGAUGCCCAGUGCUCGAGAAGCCAUCCCACGGCCAUGAGGGUAAAGGCUGCAGCUGAAGAGAGUAUAGCCAGACCUCACGACCAUCCCGGCUCCCCAGCUGGUAUCUUUGUGUGGCUGCCCCGGACUGUUUGUUUCUGGAUAUCUUGCUACGUGGAAAAGGUGCACUUCUUACUGGCACAGGACAUUGCUGUUUUGGGGAGGGGGCCGGGGAGGGGAGGGAUGGGUUUAUUACGGCCAAAUGCUGUAUCCAGCUGGUGCACUUAGUGUGUGGUCAGUUGUCAUAAAUGCUUCCUGUGUCGUUGAAGCCAAUGUAUUGUAUUCUGCAUAUAGAAUACAAUCCGCUAGAUCAUAUUAUUUGUGUUUCAAAAUCUUCUCCACAUUUAUAGGUAUUGGUCUCUAUCUUCGUCUGUUCGGGCCGCAUAACAAAAAUACCAUAGACUGGAUGGCUUAUAAACAGCAGAACUUUCUUCUCAGAGUUCUGGAGGCUGGAGUCUGAGAUCGGGAUGCUGGCAGAUUUGAUGUCUGGUGAGGCCUGCUUCGUGGUUCGUAGAUGGCUGUCUUCUUGCCUGUGUCCUCACAUGGCAGAAAGAGAGCAAGGGAGCUCGUGGGGGUGUCUCUUAUAAAGGCACCAGUCCCAUUCCUGAGGGCUGCGCCCUUUUGAUCUCAUCACCUCCCUCCUUAUACCAUCACAGGGUGGGAAUCAGGCUUCAGAAUGUGAAUGGAGGGUGGGGCACAGACAUGAAUUAUUCAGUCUGUGUCCGUAUCCAUAUCCGUAUCCAUAUCUGGGCACAGACAUGAAUUAUUCAGUCUGUAUCCGUAUCCGUAUCCAUAUCCGGGCACAGACAUGAAUUAUUCAGUCUGUAUCCGUAUCCGUAUCUGUCUUUGAUCUGUUUACCAGAAGAGCUAUGUUAAACUCUCCCACCAUGGUUGCUGAAUAAAUCUUGUAUUGCUGUCAGUUUUGAAAUUUAUAUAUUUUGAAGCAGUCAAAUUAAACGAGAAGGUUUUUAUAUUUUA